CCUCGUCCCCGCCCCGGAGCCGAGCGAUGGCGGCGGAGACGGUGGCCGGGAGGGCUCAGGCGGGGGAACCCCGAGAAGGCGGCUGGUGCUGCUGUGGGCGCCCGGCCCGGAGGAACCGAAGGCGGCUCUGAGGAGGGAGAGGGAGCGCGGAAGCGGCAGGGGUGCGUUGGGAUGCCAUGGCCAGCCGGGCCUCCGACAGCGAGGAGGAGGAGAGCUUCAUGGUGGUGGACUCCCUGGAGGCGGCAGCGGUGGCAGCCCACGGCGGAGGAGGGAGCAUGGAGCCGGAGGAGGAGGAGGACCAGCAGCAGCGGGGGGCCGGCCUGGAGAAGGGUCCGGAGCUGGGAGGGGCCCAUCCCCCGCCAUCACCCCCACGCUCCAUGGAGGAGCUCCCUGAAGAAGUGCUGGAGUACAUCCUCUCCUUCCUGUCCCCGUACCAAGAACACAAGACAGCCGCCCUGGUCUGCAAGCAGUGGUACCGCCUCAUCAAAGGUGUGGCCCACCAGUGCUACCACGGCUUCAUCAAAGCAGUCCAGGAAGGGAACAUCCAGUGGGAGAGCCGCACCUACCCCUACCCCGGGACCCCCAUCACCCAGCGCUUUUCCCACAGUGCAUGUUACUAUGAUGCCAACCAGUCGAUGUACGUCUUUGGAGGCUGCACCCAGAGCAGUUGCAACGCCGCCUUCAACGAUCUCUGGAGGCUGGACCUGAACAGCAAGGAGUGGAUUCGGCCCUUGGCCUCCGGCUCCUACCCCUCCCCGAAGGCGGGGGCCACCCUGGUGGUCUACAAGGACCUGCUGGUUCUCUUUGGGGGGUGGACGCGGCCGAGCCCCUACCCGCUACACCAGCCGGAGCGCUUCUUCGACGAGAUCCACACCUACUCGCCCUCCAAAAACUGGUGGAACUGCGUAGUGACCACCCACGGCCCCCCUCCCAUGGCCGGCCACUCCGCCUGCGUCGUCCGGGACAAGAUGGUCGUCUUUGGGGGAUCCCUCGGCUCCCGGCAAAUGAGCAACGACGUCUGGGUGCUGGACCUCGAACUCUGGGCAUGGUCCAAGCCAAACAUCGCGGGACCCAGCCCCCACCCACGAGGGGGACAGUCCCAGAUUGUCAUAGAUGACGAAACCAUCCUGGUCCUUGGGGGCUGCGGCGGCCCAAAUGCGCUCUUCAAGGACGCCUGGCUGCUGCAUAUGAUGCCGGAUGCCGCCUGGACCUGGCAACCCCUCAAGGUGGAGAACGAGGAGCAAGGGGCCCCGGAGCUGUGGUGCCACCCGGCCUGCAGGGUGGGGCAGUGCGUGGUGGUCUUCAGCCAGGCCCCCAGCGGCAGGGCCCCGCUCAGCCCCAGCCUCAACUCCCGCCCCUCCCCCAUCAGCGCCACCCCUCCCCCACUGGGGCCUGAGGGCCGCGAGUUUCGUUCCCAGUCUCCGGUCCGGGCAGCGGCAGUGGCGGCGGACGAGGCACCUUGCGUGAACGGCCGCUGGGGCACGCUCCGUCCCAGAGCGCAGCGGCAGACACCUGCCGGGUCCCGGGAGGGCAGCCUUUCCCCUGCCAGGGAGGACACCUCCCCGCCUCUGGCCAAUGGCAGCGGGGGGCUCUCUCCCGGACCCUCCGUCCCAGGCGGAAGUAGGGCCUCGCUGGACAGCCCUCUGCAGGUGCUCUCCCCCUCUGCGGCGGAUUCCAAGAUGGCGGCGGCUGCAACGGGUGGCCUGUCCUUGCCGUCGCCCCGGAGGGGCUCCCUCCCGGAGCAGAAGGAGCUGCGGCUGGCAGUAGCCGACCUAGGCUGGGCACUACGGCCCUCGCAGGAUGAAGAGGAGCAGCAGCAGCAGGAGGAGGAACAGGGCAGGACGCUAGGAACACAUCAGAGCAACGGGACGCACACGCCCACCACGGGGCCCGUCUCCCCGGGCAGCCUGCGCCGCAGCCUGGAGGCCGUCAAGGCGUUGGCCGGCGGGGGCGCCCUGGGACCGCCCCUGGGACCCCUCCCCUCUUCUUCCUCCUCCUCGCCGGGGUCUCCCCCCUCCGCCGCCGACCCCGGCCCCGCUCCCCGCCCCGGUUCGGCCCAAGGGGACGGCCACGCCUUGGCGCCCUUGGCCCGCCGGCUGGGCCACCACCCGCCCCAGUCGCUGAACGUGGGCAAGGCACUCUACCAGAGCCUGAACUGCAAGCCCAUGCAGAUGUAUGUGCUGGACGUGCGGGGCGCCAAGGGCCAGGGCCGCGUCCAGUGGAAGGCCUUCAACGGCAAUGGCAGCGGUGGCACGUCUUCCUCCUCGGUGGUGGGCCCGCCCGAGACCAGCCUCCAUACCGUGGUCCAAGGCCGCGGGGAGGUCAUCAUCUUUGGGGGCCUCAUGGACAAGAAGCAGAACGUCAAGUACUACCCCAAGACCAACGCCUUGUACUUCGUCCGAGCCAAGAGAUGAUGGAUGGGUGGACAGAUGGACCGACGGACAUGCAUACAAGGCCCGCCCCUUGCGCCCCCCUCCUCCCCCUUUUUCCCUUAGUGCUCUGUGAAGCGGGCUGCGAAUUCGGGGUGUCCCUCCACCCACCAAUAAAGAGAUAUGAGCAACGA
Molecule: messenger RNA, 2563 nt
Organism: Anolis sagrei ordinatus
Lineage: Eukaryota; Metazoa; Chordata; Lepidosauria; Squamata; Anolidae
Gene: FBXO42
Product: F-box protein 42
Cellular component (GO): SCF ubiquitin ligase complex
Molecular function (GO): ubiquitin-like ligase-substrate adaptor activity; protein binding
Source: RefSeq, a predicted model, not a curated record